AGGUGAGAACACAAAUAACUCACAUUCGCAAUCAGGCAGUCCGACACCUACGACAUGAACUGGGCUACAAUAAUAAUUGCAAUUAUCCUGCUGCUGCCAGCCAGCCAGCAGCAAAGCUUCGGAGGUCUGCCACGCAAAGUGCUGUCCUACAAUCCCACAUACGACUUCUGGUUUUUCGUGCCCUCUGGCAGACCCAAGGUGGUUACUCAGAAUGUACAGAAUGCUUACUGGGCUGCCCGGACGAAAGGAGGUGUUUGCUACACAGAUCUGUGGUUCUACUGCCUCACUGGCAUAGAAAUAGAGGAGUAAAUAUCUGCAAUAAAAUGAGCCCAAAGGUUCAUUAAAAACUAAAAAAUAAAUAAGCUGAAGUAUACACGAAAACUCAA
Molecule: messenger RNA, 386 nt
Organism: Drosophila erecta
Lineage: Eukaryota; Metazoa; Arthropoda; Insecta; Diptera; Drosophilidae
Exons: 2
Coding region: 55-309 (84 amino acids)
Source: RefSeq, a predicted model, not a curated record